AUGUACUUACGUCUUGGGCGGCAGGCUCUCUUGCCUCGCUCAUCAGACUCACAGCCCGCCCGGGCCAAGCAAGCACCUCAAGGUUCCUGGCUCCUUCGAUGCGGCUCGGGUAAUCUUCGGCAGCCGUAUAGCUCCAACCGACGAAUA
Messenger RNA from Colletotrichum tamarilloi, 147 nucleotides. RefSeq lists its product as uncharacterized. The transcript has 2 exons. The annotation marks the transcript as partial. Lineage: Eukaryota; Fungi; Ascomycota; Sordariomycetes; Glomerellales; Glomerellaceae. The record is from RefSeq and is a predicted model, not a curated record.